Molecule: messenger RNA, 4727 nt
Organism: Lymnaea stagnalis (great pond snail)
Lineage: Eukaryota; Metazoa; Mollusca; Gastropoda; Lymnaeidae
Source: the annotation of a GenBank genome assembly
AAAUCGGGCUGGAAAACUGGUGUUCAGAUCCAUUGGUAAUGCCUUGACAGCACUAUGUAAAGCCAAACUGAAUGAUAAAUACAAAUGUAAGCAACAUUUUAAGGCUUGAGGAGGUUAAGAAUUCUGACUCCUUAUUUCUAUUUUCCAGCUUGGCACCACCGGAUUUAUAUUAUUUCACACUACCAAUGAAGUCUUUCAAUACUUCUAAGGCCUUUUCAGUUUUCUUCAGCUCACUCCGAAGCUCACUUUCUUGUUUUCACCACUUUUUUUUCCUCAUGAAAAUUUAGAAAUUUAAGUAUCAUUUAUCCCCCCAAAAAGUUAUUGUAUGAAGGAAAUGUUAAAUGAAGAUUUUAUGAGAUACAACCAAAUAAUUCAAAUAAAGGUUAGUGAAAUAUAAUUUUGUCAAUAAAAAAAAUGAAAAUCAUAUUAAAUUUUUAUGUGUUUGUAUGAUAUCGGUAUCAGUUAGAAAAAACAAACAUUUCCUGGCUGAUUCUUUCUACCACCACCAUUUUAAUAAGCUCUAAAAAUUUAAAUAUUGAUUUUUAAAAGAAAUUCCUACCUGUUUAUGUAAAAUUCUGUGAAAUACCUAUCCAGAUUUCUUCACACAUCUAAAAGAUGAAGAGAAUAAAGUCAGAAAAGAAAGUCUACUCUUUUUUAUCAAGGGUCUUAUUGAGGUGAAUAUUAUGUGAAUUAUUUAAGGAUUUUCCUUUUGCAAAAUGUGCCAAAUUCUUGUGGGUUAUGAAAAUGGUGUGUACAAUUGAAUGUGUCUUUAGUUCAUUAUGUGUGUUAUGCAUGCGACUCUUAAUAAAUGAAGGAGCGGUGAACUGGCUAUUUAAUUUUUUAUUAGGUUUUGCAAAAAUGUUGAUCUUUUAGCCUCUUAUAAGAAGUAUACCGAUAAUUGAGUGAUAGAUUUGCAUGUUAUGUUUAUUAUUUAUGUGCUUGUAAGGACCAAAUCACAGGUUUUUUUUCACAAGUUUUUUUUAAAGUAUUUGCAAUUUAAAUAAUAUUAAAAUGUAUAUUUUACGCACAUGUCAGAUCACAGGUAUAAUAAAAGAAAGUUUGGCUUUUGGAACCAGUGCUAUGGCGGCUGUUGACAGCUGUUUGAAAUCGGUAAAUUAAAUAAUGUAUUAACACCUGUGACAGCUGUUUGUUAAUAAAGCUAAUUGUUAAAUUUAUACAAUAUUUUGUGGUUUUGACAGUUAUAUAUAAUAUGCUUUGCACAAUUUGGUUUAAAAAUUUAGCCAUGCUAAUAUAUACUGGGCUUAAGAGUUCAACAAAUUUUGGCCUGUCAGAAACGUAAACAAAAAUGUGUCCAAACAUAAGAUAAUACUUUGUAAAGUGUGGAAAGCAAUUGAAUUUGAAAUCAAUUAAGUAUAUUUUUUCUGAAAUAGAAUACUAAUCCAUUGUUAGAUCCAUGUUAGUGUCAACUCAUAAGCCCAGGUUAAAAUAGUUUUGUUUUCUGGACUUGUUACUUACUAGUAAUUAGUUGAUAGAAUAUUGUUUUUCUAAGGCUUGUACACCUGAAAGUGAUUGGGUGAGUGAGGAAGACUUUUACUCUUGGUUACUGCAAGAACCUCAGACAUUUGUAUGGUUGCCAACAUUGCAUCGUGUCCAGGCUACAGAAAUUGGUAGGCCAGUUUUCAACAUUUUUCACUGUAAAUCAUAUCCCUAAAAGGUUUUCGCUGGACAAAAGUUAUCUAAAUAAUCUGCCUCUCUUAUACAUAAUAGGUCACAGACUUAUGUUUUCUGAUUUACACAUUGUUCACCAUCAACUUGCAUUUUUUUAAUAUAUAUAUUUUGUUGUUGUUGAAAAGUAUACAAGACUUAAUUUGGUCAAAUCACUCUUUAGUUAGAACCCUUUCAUCUACUGUAAUAGUGAAUAUGUGAACAAUUUAUCAGGUAAGAACUGAGUUGUAGGGUUUUGCCAAUUUUCUUUUAAAAAAUAAUAAUUUCUUUUAAAAGAACAAGAAACAAUAUUUAAUUUAUUUUCAAAUAAAAACAAAAUAACUUUACUUUUUAAAACACCAGUUGUUCACGAUGUCCGCUGCUUUGUCUGCCAGGUCAUGCCAAUAAUUGGAUUUAGGUAAAUGGACACAAAAUUGAUAUCACUUUGCUUUUCAGGCAAUCUAAUAUUGCCUAGCAUUAUCGCAGUUUAAGAAUAAAAUGCAUUCAAUCAACUAUAAUUAAUAUAUCUAUUGUAUUUAAGUCAAAAGAUAAGAAAGAUUACUGUAAAUUUUUGUAGUAGGUUAUUUAGCUUUUACAAAGAAAAAUUAGCCAAAAGCGUCUCAUUUAGCUACUAUUUCAAUAUUUAUCAAAUGUAUUUACAGAUAUAGAUGUUUGCAGUGUUUAAAUUAUAACUUAUGUCAGAACUGUUUUCUGCAUGGUCUUACGUCAGUCCAGCACAAGCUAAAACAUCCUAUGAAGGAAUAUUGCUUUCCAGUUAGUGUUUUUCCAUUUUUUUUCUUCCUUUUUUUUUUUUAAACAGGGGGGGGGGGGGGCUGUUUUUUACAUCUUAUCUUUGCCCUUUUUAUUUUUUUUUAGAUGUUUAGCUCUUAUUAUGUUUUUUUUCCGAUAUUAUAUUUUUUAUUUUUUUUUUUUUUUUUUUUUUUUUUUUUUUUUUUUUUUUUUUUUUUUUUUUUUUUUUUUUAAAAGGGGGGGGGGGGGGCUGAUUUUCACAUCUUAUCUUUGCACUUAUUAUUUUACUUUAGAUGUUAAGCACUUAAUAUGUUUUUUUCCAGAAAAUAUAAUUUUUAAUAUUUUUUAUUUUGGCUAAUUAUUUUUUAUUUUGGCAUAUUAUUUUUGCUUUUGUAUUUUAAACCUUUUGAUUGUAAAAGGGCCUUGUAGUCCAAGUGUCAAUAAAAUCAUGGAUAUUUCAAUUAAUAUCUUGCAUUGCAUCUCCCAUUAGACUUCAACCAAGGAUAACACAAAGGCAUUUCUUGACAUAAUGAAGAACAAAUUAAUAAGGAGACAUAGGCAACAAUUAAAAAAGAAUUAUCUUCCUGUGGAAGAUUCAGGGAAAACCAGAGAGUAUUUAGGAUGGUAUGGUCUUCAUUAAUUUGUUAUAAUUAAAUAUGAAAUUAUGUGUGCCAUUUUAAUGAAUGUGGGGGGAUAUAAACAGUGUUGUUACUUAGAUAACUGUUAGUCAUUACUGCUCUAACAAGGUCCCUGAAGUGAAUGGUUUCCAUUUUUUUAAUUAAAAAUAUAAUCCUUCUUAGAUUUAAUAUAAUUUACACAUAUUUUCUGCCAUUUAACUUAACAAAGCUGACUAUGACUUAGUUUAUACUAAUACAAUCAUUUCAAUUUAUUUAAAACAUCAGUAAUCUGUAUUUAGAAAAGUUCUACAAACUGGACUAGUUAAUAUGAUAAUAAUUAUUGUUUAAGUAUUGCAAUUCUUUGAUCCUUGAAACUCAUUGUUAAUGGAAUAAUAAGUAAAAUUUUAUUAAUUUUAAAAGUUCUUAAAUAUAAACGUUUGUGGCAUUUAUAAAAUAUCACAAGCCAAAUUUGUUUCAGUUUUCAAGGUGUAAUAAUGCCAGUUAUAACAUUAACAGUGGUAAAUUUAUUAUUUACAGGCGGCCAAGAUAUUUCCACACUGAUCCUGAAGCCUGUACCUCUGCAUCAACUGAUUCAGGACUGGCUGUUUGCUCUGACAAUGGAGAAAUGCAAGAUAUCAAGACAUGUGCUUUCUUUGUAGAAGAUGAAAUCAAAGCAAGACCAGGAACAAGUUCAGAUUUCUUAGGUCUACCAUGUAGCACAAGCAGCCCUUUAUUUGGAAGUCAUGAUGAGGUUCAUACCAAGCAUAUUUCUGCAAUUUAUUGUUAAAUAAGAAAAAAAUAGAUUUCUUUAUAUACAUGAUAAGACGAGUUUUUAAAAACAAAAAAAACUUUUCUUUUAAAAAGUAAUAUAUUUUUUAUUUAACGAAACUUAUUGUUUCCUUUCUACUUAAAUUUGAUCUUAAAAUAUUUGAGAUUGUAGUGCAUUUAAACUGUCAAUCAGGUUUUUAUAAAUUAUUAACUUACUAAUACUAUACUUUUAAACACUUUACAGGCGGUUGAACUAUUGUCAAAACAUGACAUAGAAAUGCAGCAAAAAGGAAUGGCUAAUAAAAUUAAACAAUUGCAGCAAGAAAACAGGUAAUAAAUUUUGGAAAUAUUCUUCAAACUUUUACUAUCGAACAAAAGGGAUUUGCUUGUAAAUGAGAAUUGAAAUGUGACUUUUUAUACCGAUUUCACGAAAGAAACACUUAUCAUUUAUAAUCUUUUAUGUUACACAAUUUAAUCUUUAAAAUAUUCAUUGUUUUAUUUUAAAAAUAACAUUAAAAGAGUGAUUCAUAUCUGUGAACUCUAAUUUCAUAUUACAUUUCUGUUAUUUUUGUUGCUAGAAUUUUGUAAGUUAAUAACUGACACAUAAUUGUUUUACAGAAUUCUUCAAAUGAAGUUGCAGGCCAUCCAAAAAAAGUAUGACUUAGAUAAAUCCAGUCUCACAGAUGUGGAAGUUUAUAUGGAUUAUUCUCUAAAGGUAUUUUUGUCUAAUGUAUACUUUAAACAUUGAUGUCACAGAAUUACUGUCUCUAGUUAUUGAAACAAAACUAUUAAGUCUUCAAAAACCCCAGCAAGUAAAGCUGAAGAAAGAUCUUAUUAAAAUGGAAGAUUAACAUUUUUUAUAAUAGUUAUUAUUUAAAAGAUUGUUUACUUUUGCACAGAUCCCAAACAAUUCUUCACUGAGUCCUG